Messenger RNA from Sporisorium graminicola, 1968 nucleotides. RefSeq lists its product as uncharacterized. The transcript has a single exon. The coding region runs from base 1 to 1968 and encodes 655 amino acids. Gene Ontology annotation, biological process: DNA-templated transcription; regulation of DNA-templated transcription. Gene Ontology annotation, cellular component: nucleus. The record is from RefSeq and is a predicted model, not a curated record. Gene Ontology annotation, molecular function: DNA-binding transcription factor activity, RNA polymerase II-specific; transcription cis-regulatory region binding; zinc ion binding. NCBI's taxonomy places the organism in Eukaryota, Fungi, Basidiomycota, Ustilaginomycetes, Ustilaginales, Ustilaginaceae.
AUGGACAAGGGCGACAACGGUUUCAACACUUUCUCACAAAGUGGAAGCUCCCAGUCCAGCUCCAACAAUCACAGUGACGACGAUCAAACACCCCCACACUAUCACAGAAAAUCUUCCAGCUAUCGUGCCACAGGUACUCACAAUGAGGACACGAGUGACUUGCAACUUGGCCUUAAUGGCAAGAAUGGCUCUUCAGUCCAUGCCGUCAUGCGACCAGACGUUCUUGCACCACCUCCUACCUCAGCUGCCAUCUCCAACGAUCCGAUUUCAAAGGGCUACCUAUCCAGCGAGGCUGCCUCGUGGCUUGUCAGCUGGUUUUUGCAACAUUGCCACCCUUUUCUACCAUUCCUCAACACCGAGGAACAGAAGGAUAUAGCGCACAUGCAAGCCCAGCAGCCUUUCCUUCUCACCACAAUGCUUGCCAUCAGUGCUCGUUUUGGCGCCCUGUCCCGCUGUCCGAAUUUGCCGACAUGCAUAGACAGUCAGCUGCAAGAGCGCCUCACGCAACUGGCAGAGACUCUGCUGGGUCAAACGUUGACAAGUUCGCGCUUCAACCUCAGCGAUGUCCACGCAGUCCUCUUCCUGCAUGCAUGGGGCUUGCGUCCUCUGGGUAGCGGCUCAGAUAGCUGGAUUUUGUCCGGCCAUGCGUUUCGUCUGGCUAAGCGGCUGGGGAUCGAUAAGACUGUCUCUUCCCUGCAUGAGAAUGACAGCCAGACGCUUGCAAUACGACGCACAUGGCUGCUACUGUGCUCGUCCGACUGCUUCCCUUCUCUUGGCUUUGGAAGACCCUUUUCGCCAAAGGAGAACUUGGAUUUGUGCGCCGACAUCAUUCAACGGCUCAAGCACCGUCACUUGGUUUGCGGGAUUGACAUUGGCCCAGACGCGUUCGUAGCUGCGCAAGGUGAGCUUGCGCAGAUUUCCAGGCGGCUGCUAGAAUGGGUCGCGGAUGCUGCCUCGCGACUUCGAGAUCGUAACAGCCGAGUGCGCGUCGCACACGAGCAAUUCUGGACCGAUACCGAGUCCAUCUGGCACCGCUACCGUGAUUUGAAUCAGCAGCUGCAGACGUGCGAUGCUCAAUGGAAUGAGGCACUGCGCUCUACCACAGAAAGGCAAUGCGCAGCGCUGUAUCGUUGGCAUGUUCGCCUCUGCCUUCCGAGUUUCGCUCUCCGACUCAACGACAUUGCGGCUGGUAGUCUCGUGUCUGACUCUGCAAGCACCAGCAACGACAGACGCAGCAGCCAGUCGAGAGACGCAGAAGCAUCGCGCUACCGGUCCAUCUACCAGCAGGACAUCCUGUGUUCCUCUGAAGCGAUCGUCAAGCUGCAUGCAAAUGACACGCAAAGUACGUUUGCUUACGUGCCCGACUACUUGGUCAUGGCCCUAGCUCAGGCUUGUGUUGCUCAUACCGGUCUGGUAGCAGCCAAUUCACCUCAGGACAGUGCUUUGAGAAAGCAAGCGUCGGAGCUUGUCUCCGACACCCUUUUGUCUUUGGAGCGCCUGGCAGCGCAAGGUGCUUCUUUGGCGCGCUAUCUUUCGGUGAAAGUUGCUAGCAUUGCCAAGAAGACGAGACUCAUCACGUCCACUGGUGACGGUGAAGCUCAAGGACAUGGCAAUGGAGGACCGAGAUCCUUCAAACGGCGAAGAGCACGUCGUGAAGGGUCCCAAGAUGGCUCCUCGCAGUGUCGCACUGCUCCCAGUGCUGCCACUCUUCAAAUAGGCCACGGUGCCACAUCGCAGCCAAGGAACGAGGCAGCACAUCACACGAGUGAUACUCAAUUCAGUCCUGGAAGCAGCAGUCUACAGGAGCUGCUGGAUGCGGCAUGGCCGGAAGCGGAAAACAUGGACCAAAUCGCACAGACCUGGUUCAACGUAGACGAUCCGCUGCGGCUUCUAUUUGGUGAAGACAUCGAAAUGCUUCCCACUCAUGUCCUUGGGACUGACUCGGACUUUGCUACAUGGGAUACAUAG